Molecule: messenger RNA, 680 nt
Organism: Anneissia japonica
Lineage: Eukaryota; Metazoa; Echinodermata; Crinoidea; Comatulida; Comatulidae
Exons: 1
Coding region: 171-665 (164 amino acids)
Biological process (GO): protein secretion; negative regulation of protein ubiquitination
Cellular component (GO): apical part of cell
Source: RefSeq, a predicted model, not a curated record
GAAACCAAAUAAAUCAUUGAAUUUGUUUGUUUUUAGACCUCAAGAAAUGCAAGCUACCCAGCCGAUCAACCAAACCUUUACAGAGAAAGAAAAAGUCCAAAUUUUAUAAAAAUAAAGGUAGACAAUCAAAAUGUAAAACCAGAAAAGAGCAGAAAAGAGGGAAACAUAAAAUGCAUUUUAGUAAUCACCAUCAAGAUGCAAUGAAAUCAGUCAGAAUGUCAUCAAGUCCUAUACUUGAGGUACAAGCAGUUCCUCAUCAUAGAUCUUGGAAAGAAGCAUCAGAUAACUCUCAAGAGAACUCCAGAACAAAUCAAAAUUCUAGUACCAAAUCCUUCAGGCUCAGUUCGUCACAGACUUCUUUGAGUUUGGAGGUUCUUCAGAAAGCCUCUACCAUAUACAGUAAUUUAAAGAAUUCCCAACAGAUAGAGAAGGAGAGUGAGAAAUUAAGGAGGGUAUACCUGUCAGAAAAACAAUCUGGAGUUAUCAAAGACUGUGGCAUAAUGCUCCCUUGUGCACCUCCAUGCUCACCAACAGUCGACCAGUUAAAGAUUGUGGAAUAUGUUCCAUCGAUGAAUGAUAUAAGGGUAAGCACAAGAUAUCUUAGACAAAUCUUUAAUAGUUUAUUGUCUUUAAAAUGUAACACAUGUCUAGACAUUGUAAAGUGACAUCAUAUUUAAAAA